This is a messenger RNA of Papaver somniferum (opium poppy), 2241 nucleotides long. RefSeq lists its product as uncharacterized. Bases 573 to 1736 code for a protein of 387 amino acids. The transcript has 2 exons. NCBI's taxonomy places the organism in Eukaryota, Viridiplantae, Streptophyta, Magnoliopsida, Ranunculales, Papaveraceae. The record is from RefSeq and is a predicted model, not a curated record.
CAGAAAUUUGUUCUUAGGCUGUGUUCAUUUGAACCAGAGAAGCUCGAUUCUUCGGAAUUGAGUGAGGUUUAUCCUCAAUCUAUCUAUCCCCUCCUGUUAUGUACAUCUAGGUACAUAACAAUUGGUAUCAGAUUCGUUCGAUCCAUGGAGGUAUUCACUGAAACUCAUCAACAGAUCUCUGAAAUUCAGAGUUUACCAAGUGAAAAAUGGGUACAAAUGGAUGGAAAAUUGAUACCAAUAUCGGAACAGGAAAGGUUAGCAAGUGAUGAAUUCGACACUUGCGUUUGGUAUCUGUUUUAUUUGAUGGACAAAAACUGUGGAAAUAGAGAGAGGACGGCCUCCGAAGGUGGGGCAAAUUGUUAGACAGAGCGGAGAAGAAAUUGGAUAAGAUCUUGUUUCUUAAGGAUACUGCUUUAUCUCAUCAACCUCCUCACCGAGUGAAAGUUGCUUCUACACAUAGUGAUGAAUCUUCAGAUUUGGAGUUGAUACCUCAAAAUUUCUUUGCUGAAAACGAAGAUGUUGAGUCACUUGAUGAUGUGAGAUUCCAGUCUGAAGCAGUUGCUAAAACUGAGAUGAUAGACUUCUCCGAGUUGAAUCGAACCAAAAUUGGUGAGGUGAACGAUUCUGCUCUAGAAUUUUACUUCAACAAGUUCGGGGAGAAAUUCGAAAAUCAUGAAUGCUUCAAGGAGUUAUUGUCUAUUCUCUACAGCAAAUCAAAUUAUUUGGCUCGUUCUUCUUUCCCUCUUAAUGACACUCGUUCAUUAUUCGACAGAGGGAAUGUCAGAGGAUUGUGUCGACAUUCUCCUUUUGUGAGGCCUCAUAUGGUGUUUAUUGGAGUUUACUUCUCUCUUUCCAGGCUUGUGAACUCAUAUUGUACCUCAGCUGGCAAUGCUUAUUUACAACUUCUUAAAGUUAAAUGUGGCCAGGUAUUUCUGCACUCUCUCAUAAGGACUGCCCCUUGCUACUUACACUAUAAUCAACCUGAAUCAUAUGGCUAUAUUCACCUGUGGAGUCUGAAUAGUGGUAAUUUUUCCUCUCUAUACUUUGUUUACACUUGCUACUUAUUUGAUCGCGGGAAGGGGUUCGCUGGGUAUAUUGUCAUGGAUUCUUCCAGUGGGCCACCUGUUUAUGAUUUUGAUUUAGACCAUUGGUACCAACUGGAUUUGUUAUGGGCAACCUUAAUUAUGUUUUUAUUUGUGUGGUUGUCUGUGGAAGCUGAGAAUAGUAUUGGUAGUCGUAAGCUGUAUGAGAGACAUAUUCUUGUGCUUCAGAUUCUUUCGAAACAACGUGAAAUCCUCUUGGCGGUCCUUCCAGCUUCUAUCUCCAAUGUGAGCAGUCAUUUUUAUCUCCACACUACGGGGACCAACUUUCAAUUCGCCUCACUGAGGGUAUUUCCUUUGAGAUGGAAGCUUGCAGCAGAUAAUGAUGCUCAGCCCAAUGAUAUACUGGAGCGAAGUCCUGGUCAGGUUACACUAUGGCUUACAGUCAAGGAUUGUAUUGGUAGUCAAUUUCUGAGAGCUAGAAUAAUGAAGGGGCAGCUAGCCUCUCUCCUCAUAUCCGAGGCCAGGUUUGAUUUUACUACUGGCAAUAUUUAUAGUAUGGAAAUAGUUAUAUCUUUGGGAAUGAUACUGGUCGCACGGGAGCUUCGGCAACUUACACAAAAGGGUAUCAAGCACUGUACAGGUCAAGGGAGUAGUACGACGUGGAAAGUACUUGGAGAAAUAUUUUUACUUUAGCUGGCAAGGAAGCAACACUUCUUAUUCAAGACUUUUACACAAAGAAUUGUCAGUUACCAAGGGUGUCUCAUUGUACUAUCACAGCGGUUUUGACUCUUGCAUAUGGUUCAACAACAGCUGAAGGAGAUAGUGGGCACUACCACCGCGGCUUCACGUUUUCACAACUGCACCGCCAGGCUCCAAAACAACCUUGCGUAACUGAAGUUGCCGACUCGCCGCUCAUCCUUGAGGACAAGGAUGUUUCGAAGGGGAAGGGAAUGUCACAUACCUACUAUAUGUGAGAGAGUGCCCAUAUCCUGUUGAGUGUCGGUAUUUAGUGUAAGUUACAGUUGGUAGUAUUUAGCUAAUUAGUGUUUGUUAUUAUCAGUUGUAGGGGGUGCCUUGGAUGCAACCACCUGGGAUAUUUUUAUUCGUUGGAUGUUAGGAUAGAAUACCUAAAUAUAUAAGCUUAGACUCUGUAAGAGAAAGGUAAUCCAAAUUAUUAAUCAAAACAGAACUUUGUUCU